AUGUGCCUUUGUUUAUAAAGAUCAGCUGUGUGCCCCCCAAACAUCGCGUCACCCUUCCCGUUUCGCGCGCGCUCUCGCGACCAGCGCCAGCCACCCACGUCUGCUUAUAUUUUCGUCGAAAAAGGGUCAGCCGAAUGCGGGGACGAAAACGGGAUCAAGGAACGUGUGGUCGCACGUGCAUCCGUCGUUCGUACGGAGAAAGAGAUCUCAAAAAAAAGAUGGAAAAAAAAGAUACCUGACUCACUGCGGAAGUCGUACGGGCUAACAAUAAGAAGAGAGAGAGAGAGAGAACAAAGAAAAAAGUUCAUUAUUUUUUUGCGAUUUCCUAAAAUGGCACAGUUUAGGCUCUCGGUUUUAAGUCGGGGCAUCUAUCUAAGGUUUCGAAGCAUUUCAGAGCAUCCUAAAACUUUGUUGUUCCUGCGCGAGAGUCGAGAAAUUUCGCAGCACAUGAGAGGCUAAGAUUUCGUGUUGCAGGCAGCAUUGUUGAUUUUCAUCUUUUUUUUUUUCGUCUCUCGAUAUUACUAUUCAGAGAAGAAGUGAACGCGAAAGACAAGUGUGGACAAGUGUGUCCGCACAUUGAUAUAACGCUAGCGAAACGUUCAAGGUUAGUUUACGAUAAAGUAAGAAUGAAAUAUCUGUUUAUUGAUAUAUUUUUCAACACAUACCCCUGGAUGCUUGUGGAACAACCAUCGACUGGUAGCUAAAUAAAUUUUAUGACAUGAAAGAAUGAAACGAGAAACUGUCAUUACCUGUGUAGAGCCUGACCGACGAGCACAAACGAUGACGACGGUACUGGACAGUAGUUAUCAACGCAUACAGCCGUACGAGGGGCAGGAGGAGGACGCGGAUGAUGAGGACGAUCGCGAGGAGGCUCCUCAAGAAUCAGGUGUCAUCAUCCAUGUAGUGCCGGAGGGUAACAAAGCACGAUGGAAUCACAUCGAAGACCUAGAUUCAUUCUUUACGCGAAUGUACCACUAUCACCAGCAGCAUGGCUUUGUCUGUAUGAUGCUCCAAGAAGUUUUGGAAUUACUGCAAUUCUUUUUUGUAGUCACAUUCGUUACCUUUCUCUUACACUGCAUCGAUUACACCAAGAUAUACAGCGGUGGCGGAGAUAGCAAGGGCAACGAUACCAGCCACAAAAGCGAUGCCAUAAUGUGCUUUGGUGAUUGCAUGAAAUCGAUCUCUUCGUUCUACUGGAGUCUUCUCGUAGUCGCGACAAUUUUCUUUUUCCUCCAAUUUCUCAAAGUUUUGUAUCACCUGGCGCAAUUCUGGGAUAUCAAAAUGUUCUUCAAUACAGCGCUCAAAAUCGCCGAUAGCGAGCUAGACAAUUUUACAUGGCACGAGAUUCAGAAGCGUGUGAUAGAGGUGCAGAAGGAGCAGGAGAUGUGUAUUCACAAAAGAGAACUUACGGAAUUAGAUAUAUACCAUAGGAUAUUAAGACAUAAAAAUUACAUGGUAGCUAUGAUCAACAAAUCCCUCUUACCCGUGCGACUCAAAGUCCCCCUUAUAGGAGAAGUCAUUUUUUUGACACGAGGAUUGAAAUACAAUAUAGAAUUAUUAUUAUUUUGGGGACCAUGGUCACCAUUCGAAAAUAAUUGGCAUCUGAAGGAGGAUUACAAAAAAUUGAAUAAAAGGCAAGAACUCGCACGAUCAUUAUCUAAACACAUUCUAUGGGUCGGUAUCGCAAAUUUCGUCUUGUGUUUCCUUAUUCUUCUGUGGCAAGUUCUCUAUACAUUUUUCAAUUACGCUGAGACCAUUAAACGAGAACCAAGUGUUCUGGCGAUGCGGACGUGGUCUCUGUACGGUCGGCUGUACCUACGACAUUUCAACGAACUCGAUCACGAGUUGAACGCGCGUCUCAGUCGUGCGUACCGUCCUGCUUCAAAGUACAUGAGCAGCUUCACGUCACCGAUAAUGACAAUAGUAGCGAAGCACAUUGCGUUCAUCACCGGUAGCGUAUUGGCGGUGUUACUGGUCAUAACGGUGAUCUACGAGCCGAUAUUCUCGAUGGAGCGCGUGGUUGCCUACAUGACUAUGCUGGGCGCGGUGGCGGCAGCCGCGAAGGCGAUUGUACCCGAUGAGAAUUUAGUUUGGUGCCCCGAGACUCUUCUGACCGCUGUCCUGGCCCACACGCAUUACAGGCCGGACAGUUGGCGGGGGACUGCUCAUACGCAUACCACCAGGUCCCAGGUGGCGCAGCUAUUCCAAUAUCGCGCGGUGCAUCUUCUGGAAGAGCUGGUUUCUCCAUUCGUGACGACGUACAUUUUGUGCUUCCGCAUGAGACACCGAGCCCUGGAGAUUGUAGACUUUUUUCGUAACUUCACGAUCGAAGUCGCCGGAGUCGGUGACGUGUGCAGCUUCGCUCAAAUGGACGUACGUAGACACGGGAAUCCCAUGUGGCAGACCGUAGCGCACAGUCCCACAGUCUCGCCGCUGCCAGAGGAUCGUAGUGCAGGAUACGACAAUCAAUACGGCAUCGAUCCGGACAAGUACCACGUACCGAUGUCGAAUCAUUAUACCCAGGCCGAGGACGGCAAGACCGAGUUGUCCCUCAUACAUUUCACCCUGACGAAUCCCGAAUGGAAACCGCCGUCCCAUGCGGAGAAUUUCGUAACUGCUUUGAGAGAAAGGGCGAAGAAGGAAGUAACUGCCGAUCCUGAUCCUUAUAACAAUCCUCUGAUAGCUAGUUUGAACAGUUUAUCCGGUCUUGGCUAUAGAGAUCACGUAUCGAAUAUUAUUCGAAGCACGAUAAAUCAAGUGAGUGUACCUAGCAUGAGUAACAUUUUCACGAAUCAGCCGGGUACGUCGGCUACGUCGGUCGGCGUCGAUCAGUCGUUAGCCACAAAAUCUACCGUUCUACGUCGCGGUGUGUCCAGGACGGAAGGUCCAUUGCACAAUGAUAGAGGAUUCCUAUACGAUUUGCAGCAAGGUAUAUCGAAUCAAUCGCUAGGUGCUUCUGUAUUCGGAUCGGGCCACAGUUAUGUUAUGGAGGCGCAUGCAGAUCCGUAUGAACCUACAGAAUUAACCGCUGCCGACAUGUCUUUGUCUACAUUGUACCUGCAUGAGCUUCAUCAUAGACAAGUAAGAAGAAGAGGUUACCAUGAAAUGGCAACGAGAAGUAUAUGGCAGCGAAGUCCGGUUCAAGAGCUGGCGACACUUCCCGAGGUUAGACAAGAAAGAAUACCGCUCCUGUUGCAUCAAGAUUCGUCUUUAAGAAAAAACAGAGAAUCCUAACGUUAGAAAUUUCAUUUAAAAAGCGUCCUCGACUCGCGCAAUAAUCGUUUUUAGAAGAAUAAAGUGGUUUUUAUCUGUUUUAUUAUGACGAA
Messenger RNA from Wasmannia auropunctata (little fire ant), 3326 nucleotides. It is a transcript of the gene Atg9, whose product is annotated as autophagy-related protein 9A. Gene Ontology annotation, biological process: autophagy of mitochondrion; protein localization to phagophore assembly site. Lineage: Eukaryota; Metazoa; Arthropoda; Insecta; Hymenoptera; Formicidae. The coding region runs from base 727 to 3234 and encodes 835 amino acids. Gene Ontology annotation, cellular component: autophagosome; phagophore assembly site. The transcript is spliced from 9 exons. The record is from RefSeq and is a predicted model, not a curated record.